UAUUUUCCAAAAUGGCCGCCUCAUAGGAGUGAGAAAAUUUAAAAAUAUGCAAAAUUCGUAAAUUAAAGUAUUAAACGCGUUUUUUUCGUAGUUUUUGACGAGAUUGAAUACUUCUAAGUAUGCUUUUACAAAGGGCGACUAACAGGGUACUGUCUUUGGGUAAAACAGUCACCCGAAGUCUUGCAUUAGCAGGGGAAAAUAAGCGAUUUCUUCGCGAAAAAUUCAAGAAUUUGGGAGGAGGAGAUGUGUUGCUUCGGAGGCUGGAUUAUCAAGGACAUAACAUAGCUGUAAUAAGCUUAGCUAAUCCUAAAAAUAGAAACGCAUUGAGUGGGAAAAUGAUGGUACAAUUAGCCGAAAUUGUAGACGAAUUACAACAAUGGUCUGAGGGCAAGGCGGUAAUUUUAAGAGGAAUCGAGAACACGUUUUGUUCUGGUGCUGAUCUGGUUGUAGCUAGGAAUAUAUUAACCCACGAAGAGGGAGAAAUGAUGUGUACUCUAAUGCAUGAGACUGUGCUUUGCUUCAAGUAUUUACCACUUAUUUCUGUAGCGGUGGCUGAAGGACAAUCACUUGGGGGAGGGGCUGAGGCAAGUGUCGAGCAUUUAAAACGUACAGACGUCUUGUGAUGCAUUGAAAAUGGUGAAAUUUGAAUUUCACUAAAUUGUGAAAACAUAUACUGUUUUCACAAUUGAUGUUAAAAAGAUCUUAACAUGAUAUUUGACAAGCGAUAAAACAACAAUAUAGUUGAUCAUUAGCUUGAAUUUUAGCUGACAACUGUAAUAUUUAAAUAUGUUUGAGGUAAAACCACGAUUAUUCAUAUUGAGUUUUUGGACGCUCUCUCUCUCUCUCUCUCUAAUCUAUAAAUAUAUUUUAAACCAAAGAGCAUCCAAAAUCUCAACUGUAAUAUUGACAGCCCAAACCACAUUAAUCGAUGUUAGAUGACCCUCUUAUAAUCAUUUGUGACAAUAUUUUCUCUAGCUCUUACUCAGUUGUGAUUUUCGGCUUAUGGCAAGUGACGCAGGUAUGGCUUGUGUAUUGUUUACACUGGACAGGAAGCCUUGCGUAGCGACGUGAAAAAACGCCUAUCCGUACCUUUUAGGAACGCUCUUUUCAGAGGAAUUAUUGAAACGGAAAGAUGUCGUUUCGCCCAGCUUCUGAAAGUUGUACAUUUCGUAUCGGAUAGGUGGUUUUUGCGCCGCUACCGAAAGUUAUCCAGUAUAGUGCUAGCCUUAGACAUUACGAUGUCCACACGUUAUCUGAUGGUCAUUUGUCCAUGCCCUUCGGUAGGAAAGAAUAAAAUGUUUGCAAUGUAAGACGUGUCAUAUUCUGCAGUGAUCCAAUUCGUUCAAGCAAGAAUGGGCGUCACACCGGGCUGGGGAGGCGCAGCGCAGUUGGUCGAUCUGGUUGGAAGACGAGAAGCGUUGAAAAUCUUCGCUUCAUCCAAGAAAAUCCCUCCAGCGCAAGCAUUGAAGAUCGGACUUGUUGAUGAAGUUAUCCCAGAAGAUACAGUAAGCAACUACCUUUUCAGUUUAGUUUUGGUCAUGAAGUUUUUUUCUGAGAAAGCAAAAGUCGUUCUUAGGUUAUGUUAUCGCAGGGCCGUGGGUUCAAUUCCUACCAGAGGACCUUGUGCUGCACUUUUCGCAGUCGUUCCUGGUUAGAUCUUAAAAUGUAUAUAUUCUCACUUGGAUUACAAACCCUAACAUUCUAAUAAUAAUUCCACCAAGUGAAGUGCAAGAAUCUAAGUUAUUUAGGUUAUGUGUAACUACUGUAUUAAAUUUUUGGGUUCUGAAUGAUUGGAAUAUUUUUCUAUCAGGACGAUAUUCAGAGUGUGGCAUGUGAUUGGUUGUUACCUUAUUUAAAACCACCCCCAGCAGUGAUACAUGCCACGAAGAAAUGCAUCAUGGGAAAUGUGAAACCGUUGGAGGAAACGUUAGAACUUGAAAGGUACACUGUUUUAGCACAGCUUCCGUCUACUCAAAUUCCCAACUCAAGGUUAAGUGUAACCAUUCAGGGUUUCAGCAUUAAUGCACUUUUUAUUUUCUUAUUUUCAGGUCUAUAUUCAAGACAAUGUGGUCUGGUGAGCAUAAUUUGAAAGCUUUGAAGAAAAAUUUAAAACAUAAUAAUUAUAAAUAGUAAAUGUUUAUUUAGUUUCAUUAUUUAGGUUAAUUAAGCCUUUACACUGUGCGAGGCUGUUAAAUCAUUGAAUAUUUUUUUCUGAAAAAUAUGUAUGUAAUUUGUAGCUAAUAUUUAGUUAGUUUUCAAUUUGAGUUACAUUUAGAUAAUGUCUAGCUAAACAUUAAAAUGUAUAAAUAAAUGGGGGAAAUAAUAAAUUCUCUUAUAAAAUAUGUUAUCAGACAAUUGCUUCACAACUUUCUAACAAUCCAAAAUUUCUCAGUCUUUCCUUUGCUAGUACAGACAUUUUAGUGCCCCUUUAGUCUCCUUAUGCAGAAAGUGUUAGAGAACUUUGCCCCACACAUCCUUCAUUGUAGCUCUUUAUGUUUCAUUCUCUACUCCUCCUGUUCCUCUGUAUCCUCAGUGAUACUAUCCUGUCCAGAAUCUGUUACAGGAUUCUCUCUGUUCCGCCUGGCCACUUCAACACUGUACGGAUGAACUGGAAGAAUUCCAGCCUAAAACAUUCACCAACUUUUAAACAAGGAAACAUG
Paramuricea clavata is the source of this 2660-nucleotide messenger RNA. The record is from the annotation of a GenBank genome assembly. Lineage: Eukaryota; Metazoa; Cnidaria; Anthozoa; Malacalcyonacea; Plexauridae.